Molecule: messenger RNA, 3039 nt
Organism: Truncatella angustata
Lineage: Eukaryota; Fungi; Ascomycota; Sordariomycetes; Amphisphaeriales; Sporocadaceae
Exons: 6
Coding region: 1-3039 (1012 amino acids)
Biological process (GO): regulation of transcription by RNA polymerase II; DNA-templated transcription
Cellular component (GO): chromatin
Molecular function (GO): DNA-binding transcription factor activity, RNA polymerase II-specific; RNA polymerase II cis-regulatory region sequence-specific DNA binding; zinc ion binding
Source: RefSeq, a predicted model, not a curated record
AUGACUAGUCUGCAUCUUAUCAUGGACAUGAACGUUGAUAAGGAGGAGUCCCAGGCGAAUAAAAGAGAUGGACCCUCCUCAACACCAAACACUAGACGGAACCGAGAUUUCUCAGCCUCAGACUAUAAUAACCCUGAGGAACAGCAAGAGACACUAAGCACAUCAACUAAGCAAAGGCGUGUUGCCCCAGGACGGAAUAGCAAAUCAUCAACAACUGUUGCGGCAGGAUCAUCAACAACGGUGCCGUCGUCGAGCUCCACUGCUCGGCCCGUUCCCGCUCGUGGAACUAGCAAUACUAGUAACGAAGAAAUGCACCGUUAUGGAAGCCACGCCUCGGGCUCGGGAUCUGGAGGAGGAGAGCAGCCCAAUCGACCUAUGGGGAACGUGCCGGGGGAGGUUCCUAUCAAGUUGACGCCGAUUACUGGGCGUGUGAGCCGGGCUAAGAAGGGACAGCCGGUCCAUACGUGCGAAAUUUGUAGACCACCAAAGACCUUCACAAGAGCAGAGCAUCUCAGGCGUCACCAACUUAGUCACCAAACACCUCAGUUUCCUUGUAACUAUCCUGGUUGUGAUAAGGCUUUUCACAGAGCAGACUUGCUUGCUCGUCACGCCACACGACAUGAGCAAGAAGGUUCGUCAAGAGACACCACAGGCGAUAACAGCCGACGAACAUCAACGACCUCGGUAAGUGGCAGCUAUGAUAUGGGCCAGGGUCGGACAUCAUCUCAAGGUCCAAUGUCACAACAGCAUGAUGUGACAUCAAACCCUGGGUCGAACUACGGCGGUAACACUCCGUAUCACCAGUACAACACUGGUGGCGGCCCGCCAAUGUCUCCUCCGCAACCACCUGGUCGCCGCGAGAGUUAUACGUCGAACUCUAGCGGACCUGCUGGUGGCUACACUCACACUCCUCAAAUCGCUAUCAACCAACCCCCAAACAUGGAGGACUCUCCUGGAGGGAUGAGCUACGAGCAUCUGGCAAACUUCCAAUCUCCUAGGACAACGCCUCACAAUGGACUCCUUAUUGUCACCACAGGGCUUGGGGUUGAGGCGCCAGGUCUCCUUGCACCCGACCAUUCUCCAUGGGCAUCAUCCGAAAGCAACUUCUCAACGCCAUCUGAUAACAGCCGUAGAAGGCUUCACAUGCCAGAUUACUCGUCACCUACAUCAGGAGCAGAGUGGGCUGUCAACAGUUAUGUCACAGCUUACACGCCAACGUCACAGGACAUCCACAGUCCUCAUAUGGAUGUCAUGACUACCUCUGCCCCAUACUUCCACAACCCUUGGGGCACCCCUUCCUAUUCUACUUCCAUCAUGGAUCCAUCAAUGCCUAGUUACAGUGAGGACUAUCACUAUUUCAGCCAUCCCCAAUCCCAUUUUCCUUCUGUUCGUAGUCCAACCCCACCGAACAACUCAUCGUCCGUACAAUCAGCUGAAUCUUUAGUCACCAUCGCUCCAGCACCGCCACAGGUGGUAGGGGGCCGCUUCAAGGGACAGGCUGCUCCUAUGGUGAAUUUCUCCGGAGCGGCCUUCCUUACUGCGGUCACGCUGCCAAAAGCUGCCCGUGAUGCAAUACCGCAUCUUCUCGAAGUAUACUGGAAGCGCUUCGACAACCUUUUCCCUCUUGUUCACCGCCGGAAAUUUGAGCUCGCGCCUGACGAGUUACUGCGCACGGCCAUGGCUGCCGUGGGCUCGCAGUUUCUUGAAGGUAGGGAGGAUCGUGUUCGAGGCAACCAACUGCAUGAGUGGGCAUGGCAAGAAGUGAAACGGUCCCAGAUCCUUCAGUGGAACGUUUCCACCAUGCAGACGAUCCUCCUGUGUGAAAUCUUUGCCCGGUUUAGAGGAAAAAAGGUCGCAAUCAAACCGUCGGAGCCCUUCCGGUCGCUAUACUCGAGAGUUGACACCAUCACUCAUCCGGACCCUGACACUUCUUUUGGAUCUACGACUUCUACCAGGGGACCAACUGCCGUAACCGCUGCGGCACGAUGGGCCCAAUGGAUAGAGGAAGAGGCUCGCCGCCGCCUUCUGGCUGCUUGCUUCGUACUUGAUGUUCACACAUCCGUGUAUUAUGAUUUACCCCUAUCACAACGUUUCGUCAAACCUUGCCCGCCAAUCCCAUUGAUCGCCGCCAGCGAACGCCUCUGGAACGCAACACCGAAGGAGUGGGAAACCCUGAUCAGUGCGCAGCCAGCUACUUUGGAACCUGUUGUUCUCUCUGAAGACAUCAUCUCUCAGGAUAGAAUCGCCAGAUCACCUGCCCUGGACCAGGCUGUAUUUCUUGCUUCUGAAGCCCUUCGAAUUCCGACGUGGUCUGUUGAGUUCACUGAUCUUACAGAGUCGCCAGACUUGAGACAUGUGGACCGGAUUCUAACCCUCUUCCCUGGAUCUGGAGUAGGGUACACCUAUGCGGCACUACACUUCACACCACUACACGAUCUUCUCGCAGUGUCUGGUGAUUCUUGGCUCUUCUCACAGAAGGUCCUGGAAGGCAAGGCAUUUGUCCAACAUCAGAAAACCCUUAAACAAUGGAGCGGCAGUCUUCACGCUGCAACCGCAACAAGAUUCGCAGCCCAGGCGCUCGUCGCUUUUUUAACUACUAAUGAUAAUGAUACCAUGUUCUCUUCAGACUCAAAGAGAAAGUGGAACAUGGCCGAUAUUUCGGACUACUGGGCCAUCUACGUCUGUGCCCUCAUUUGUUGGGCACUAGGUCAUCGAGGUACCAAUACGACAACAUCAAUUUCUGGGCCCUCGAGUUCACGAGGAGGCGGAAAUAAUAACGAUAACGAUAAUGCUAAUUACACGGAACGGGAAGGCGAGAUUGAAGCCUUGGGCUGGCUGCACCUUGUCGGCGGCCUGGCAAACCCUCAGGACGUUGUGUCACACGUUAGCCUCCAUGGCCGCAGUGUCAUCAUUGGUGUCGUGGCCAUGGUUAGGAGACGUCUUGAGGGCGAGGCGCUCGGCACACGCAAUCGCCUUCUGGUGGAUGCCGUCGGAGUUCUAAAAAAGCUGGAGGAAGGUAUGAACUGGAAGUGGUUCUAA